Pimephales promelas (fathead minnow) is the source of this 1152-nucleotide messenger RNA. RefSeq names its product apolipoprotein A1b (gene apoa1b). Gene Ontology annotation, biological process: lipoprotein metabolic process; phospholipid efflux; acylglycerol homeostasis. Lineage: Eukaryota; Metazoa; Chordata; Actinopteri; Cypriniformes; Leuciscidae. Gene Ontology annotation, molecular function: phosphatidylcholine-sterol O-acyltransferase activator activity; phospholipid binding; cholesterol transfer activity. Gene Ontology annotation, cellular component: extracellular vesicle; low-density lipoprotein particle; very-low-density lipoprotein particle. The record is from RefSeq and is a predicted model, not a curated record.
AAAAGACAUAUCUCUGGCCUUGCUUCUUCAGUCUAGUCCCAGACCAGGUACAUCAACAGAUCCAUGAUGAGGUUCGUUGCCCUCGCCCUCACUGUUUUGCUGGCAGGUUGCCAGGCCCGUUUCUUGGCGGACGAAGCACCAUCACAGCUGGAUCAUUUGAAGACUGGCCUCCAGGUUUAUGCAGAUCAGCUGAAGCAGUCCGCACACAAGGCCCUCGUACACCUCGAUGGCACAGAGUUCAAAGACUACAAGGAGUUCCUGGGCCAGUCUGUGGAUAACCUCCAUAGCUACUUUCACCAGAUCUUUCAAAUAAUCACCCCAGUCGGUUCUCAAUUGCUGGAAGUCGCUGGUCCCGCCCAAGUGAGGUUGACCAAGGACAUGGAGGACCUCCGCAAGCAGCUCGCGCCCAAGCGUGAGGAGCUCAGGGCGGUUCUGGAGAAGCACUUCGAGGACUACAGAGACAUCCUGAAGCCCUUCCUCGACGACUACAUGGUCAAGCAGCGCGAGCACAUGGAGGAAGUCAGAACCAAGCUGGAGCCAGUGAUCCAGAGCUUGACAGAGAAGAUCCCACCCAACUGGGAGGAGACCAAGACCAAGCUGAUGCCCAUUAUCGAGAUUGUGCGGGAAAAGCUGACGGAGCAGCUGCAGGAUGUGAAAACCCAUCUGGAGCCCUACGUCCAGGAAUAUAAGGAUCAGAUGGAGAAGAGAGCCCUUGAGUUCCGCGAGAGCGUGCGAUCCGGAGAACUGAGGAAAAGGAUGACCGACUUGGGCGCGGAGGUGAAGCCUCACUUCGAGGGUAUUUUUGCAGCUCUCCAGAAGUCUCUUAGCAAGGAGUAAACCAACUGUUUUUCCACGGCCCAUCCUCCCUUCUUCCUCGCCAAGUACCGACACCUCGACCCAUGAUCUGGAAGGCUUUUCUCACAGCGUAACCAAGAAUACACUACAAUACACGAAUACACACAUAUGCACUUUUGACACAUUUCUCACAACUACAUUCUCUCUAAUGGGAAAACACAGAUAUGAAUAAAAGAACACUGAAACCUGUUCAUUCAAAACUGCCUAGCAAAAAUCCUUUGUUAAGCUGCUUUUUGUCAAAAACUGAUUUUCAAUGUUCAAUGAAAUAAAAAAAUUAAAAAAAAAUAUUUCAUACCA